Messenger RNA from Spirodela intermedia, 1878 nucleotides. The record is from the annotation of a GenBank genome assembly. NCBI's taxonomy places the organism in Eukaryota, Viridiplantae, Streptophyta, Magnoliopsida, Alismatales, Araceae.
AUGGCGAGGGAAGGGUCCAAGCACGGGAAAGGAGGUCGGAGUGUGCAUUCCUCCACCACCUCGUCGCCGUCGACAAGCGCUCCCUCCUUCCCGGUCCACACCUUCUGCGGCGCCAUGAUGGAGGAGAACAUGCUCGACGCUGAGGAUAUCUUUACCUUGUGGGAUCCGGUGGGAUCUUCCUCCGCCAAGAUGAGGCCCCUCUUCUGCGGAAGCCGAACAGAGGCCCGGCGGUUCCUGCGGGCCGUCGACAACCUCCAGCGCGCCAUGAAAUUCUUCGCGGAGGACUCUUCCAUCUCCGGUACCGCCGCCAUCAUCCGCUGUCAGAACCUCAUGCAGGCCGCGAUGCGCCGCCUCCGGCGAGAGUUCCAUCAGAUCCUCUCCGCCAAGCGCGAUACCCUCGACUCAGAAUCCGUCUCCCACAACUCAUCCUACUCCUCACUCAGCGACCUUGAGAACGAAGAUGUCAGCUCCCCCACCGAGUCAGUCGGCGACCUCCAGCGAGCCUCCGAUCUCCGAUUAAUCGCCGACUCCAUGAUCUCCUCCGGUUACGGCAAGGAGUGCGUCGACAUCUACAGGCUCGUCCGCCGCUCGGUCGUCGAAGAGGGCCUCUACAAGCUCGGAUUCGACAAAUCCACCCCGAGCCAGGUGCAGAGACGCGACUGGGAUCUCCUGGAGAACAGGAUAUGGAACUGGGUGGCCGCGUCCAAGGUCGCCGUUCGAGUUCUCUUCUCCGGAGAGCGGGUCCUCUGCGCCCAGAUCUUCUCCUCCUCAUCUGUCCGCGAGACUGUCUACGCCGAGAUCGCCGCGGAGGCCGCCACGAGGUUCUUCGGGUUCCCAGAGCUGGUGGUGUCGAAAGCCAAAUUCUCGCCGGAGAAAAUCUUCCGGUUGCUGGACAUAUAUGAGACCAUCUUGGAUCUGCUGCCGGACAUCGAAUCACUUUUCUCCUAUCAGUCAACGUCCGCCGUCCGGUCUCAGGUUGUCGCCUCCCUCCUCAAGGUCGGGGAAGUGGUCCGGUUCUUGUUCGACGAGUUGGAAUCGUCGAUUCAGAAGGAGCACUCCAAGGAGGUGAUUUCCGGCGGCGGGCUCCACCCGUUGGCCCGGUACGUGGCGAACUAUAUCUCCCUCCUCGCCGACUACAGCAGCACCCUCGAGGACGUAUUCGCCGAGCACCCCGUCGAGAUGCCUGCAGAGUCCUUACUCGAAGCAGGCACUUUCAUGUCGGCGCCGCCGUCUCCAUCGUCCCGGGGAGGAGAGGGCCCCCUCUCCACGGUAUCUCUCCGGAUAGGAUGGCUCAUCUUUGUCCUCCUCUGCAAGCUCGAUACCAAGGCGGAGCACUACGGCGAACCAGCUCUGGGUUACCUUUUCCUCGCCAACAACCUUCACUACAUCGUCAGCAAGGUCCGCCGGUGCAAGCUCUCUGAUCUCUUAGGCGACGACUGGAUGGCGACCCACGCGGCCAGGGCGCGACGGUACGGCGCCAACUACGAGCGGCUGGCGUGGAACGACGUGCUGGGGGCGAUCCCCGCCGAUCUCGCCGCCAUCUCCGAGAUGGACGCGGACGAGGUGGCGCUCCAGAUGCGGCGGUUUAACGAUUCGUUCGCCGCGGCGUGUAGGAGGCAGGCCAGCUGGGUGGUGACGGAUAGGAGGAUGGCGGAGGAGCUGAAGCUGUCCAUAGCCGGGAAGGUCAUCUCGGCUUACCGGCCGUUCUACGUGAGGUGCCGCGGGGAGGGAAGCUCUGGUGGCGCCGUCCGCUUUGCUCCGGAGGACUUGGCCAACUACAUCUCUGAUCUCUUCUGCGCCGGCACCGGGUCGAGCGUCUCGUCGGGGUCCGGGUCGUCCAAGGAUGCAUCGUCGCGGCGGUGCUCAAAAACUGUGUAG